CACCUGCCACCAACGCCUCGAUUGUCUGCGUCCACCUCCACGUCACUGUCCGUUUCGCACCUUAUUCCUUGCGAUCCUGACUCGGCAGGCGUUUCUCUUGUUUGUGUACUUUCUUCCAGUCUGCUUCGCAGCCCACUGUCGCAACAAUGGCUGGCCGAUUCGUUCGAUCGUCCAAGUAUCGCCACGUCUUUGGCAAAUCGACGCGCAAGGACUCCUGCUACGACAACCUGCGCAUCAGCCGAAAUGCCUGGGACACCAAUUUGGUCAAGGUCAACCCCGAGUACCUCUCCGUCAAUUGGGACGCCUCCGGUGGCGGCGCUUUUGCAGUCAUACCAUUGAGUGAGCGCGGCAAGCUCCCCGACCAGAUCCCCUUGUUCCGUGGGCAUACCGCCGUCGUCCUCGACACCGACUGGAACCCCUUCAACGAUCGGAUCGUGGCGUCUGCUUCGGAAGAUGGCAAGGUUUUUAUCUGGGAAGUGCCGCAAGACUUUACGCUGUAUACAGAUGCGGAGGAAAUCACGGACGUGUCCCCCGUCAGCAAGCUGGCCGGUCACUCAAGGAAAGUCGGACAGGUCCUGUUCAACCCCGCCGCCGAGAACAUUCUGGCCUCCGCGUCCGGCGAUUUCAACAUCAAGAUCUGGGACAUUGCCACAGGUCAAACGCCUCUGGCCCUCAAGCAUACCGAUAUCGUGCAGAGCUUGACAUGGAACGCCAGCGGUGACCUCCUGGCCACGACCUCGCGUGACAAGAAGCUCCGCGUGUGGGAUGUCCGUCAGGAGAAGCCGAUCCACGAGGCGCCCGGCCAUGCCGGCGCCAAGAACAGCAGGGCUGUCUGGAUGGGCGAGCACAACCGUUUCGCAACGACAGGUUUCUCGCGGAUGAGCGAGAGACAGAUUGCGCUGUGGGAGCCUGGCAGGGCUGAGCCCAUCGGCGGAUUCACAAUGGUUGAUUCCAUCUCGGGUGUCUGCAUGCCUUUCUGGGAUGAUGGCUCCAACUGUCUUUACCUUGCCGGCAAAGGUGACGGCAACAUCCGAUACUACGAAUAUGAGAACGAUAAGUUUGAGUACUUGAGCGAGUACAAGUCUCUGGAGCCUCAGCGCGGUCUGGCAUUCAUGCCUCGUCGUGGCAUCAACGUUCACGAGAACGAGGUCAUGAAGGCUUACAAGACCGUCAACGACGCCUACAUUGAGCCAAUCUCUUUCACCGUGCCCCGCCGAGCCGAGACUUUCCAGGCCGACAUCUUCCCUCCCGCCGUCGGCAACAAGCCUGCCAUGUCGGCCAAGGAAUGGCUCGAUGGCAAGACUGAUGUCCCUGCCAAGAUCGACCUGGAGAGCGUGUACGAGGGUGUCGCGCCUAAGGAAGUGGCGUCUGACUUCAAGGCGCCAGCCAAGGUCGAGCCGGUGCCCGUGUCGAAGCCUGCACCAAAGCCUGAGCAGCCCAAGCAGGAGGUGCCGCCACCCGCUGCCGCGGCGCGUUCGCCCCCGCCUACCAUGACGGAGCAGAAGGGCUCCAUUGCUGCGAUGGCCAACAAGUUUGCCGACAACGAGCCUGAGGAGGAGGUAGAGGACGACGAUUCUAGCUUCGAGGAAAUCUCCAAGCCUACCCGUGCUCCGACCCAACCUACGCCAAAGGCCGAGCCUAAACCUGCUGUGGCUCCAGCCCCGGCCAAGGUGCAAACCAGCGCACCGGCUCCCGCGCCCGCGCCUGCGCCUGCGCCCGUCAAGGUUUCGUCGCCCCUCAGAUCGCCCGUGCAGGCCACCGCGGCUUCUUCUUCGGCCCCUACCUCCACCAACGGCACCGAGACUUCUCUGGACCAGAUCAAGCAGCUCAUUGAGGACCAGACCAAAUUGAUCAACUCGCAGAACGACACCAUUAGCAAGCUCUCGCAGGAGGUUCAGAACCUCAAAAUGGCAGUGGGCUCUGCUGGUUCCUCAGGAUCACAGGACCAGAGUGAGAGGAUUCGGCAGCUGGAGCUCGAGCUCGAGGAGGCGCGCUCCUGAAGCAGUUGUUGGUCUUUGGCUUUUGUGCAUACUAGUGUCAAGUGAUGUCUAACGAGUGUACAUGUGGUCGGGGAUUAGGGUGUUCAAAGUUGGCGGUGGGAUGUUGCAGGAGUGACCUGUGGGAUGUACAAAAGGGGUUGGGAGGACGGGGAUCGGAGGCUAGAGAGUCUUUUAGAGCGAGAGCCUUGAAAUAUAUACGAGCGUUUGUGCUUGCCUGUUGACCGUGUGAGGUGAUGAGUACAAACAUGAAAGGAUGCUCACAGCUCAAGGUCUUUCGUCUAAACGCAGAGUUUGUACGAAGUACGUCGGCGCAAUCCGACCUACCCUACAACGCGGACUGCUAUCACCUUUCAGGUCGACUUCUUUUCGAUUUCACAAUUCGUAGCCUUGAUGAUUUGAUUACACAAGAGAUUCGGGAUUUCUCAUAAUGAGACAGUUUGAUUUGGUG
Molecule: messenger RNA, 2448 nt
Organism: Emericellopsis atlantica
Lineage: Eukaryota; Fungi; Ascomycota; Sordariomycetes; Hypocreales; Bionectriaceae
Product: coronin-6
Exons: 8
Coding region: 147-2000 (617 amino acids)
Biological process (GO): actin filament organization
Molecular function (GO): actin filament binding
Source: RefSeq, a predicted model, not a curated record